GUUUAAGUUCAUAGUGAGCAUUUAUAAAAGGAAGAACGACUGAACGCUCGUUUUUCCUUUUCUUUUUACAAUAAAUUUAUCUUUUCAACUUCUUUACGCGUAAUAAGAAUCAAUUUUAUUUAUUCAAAACGUAAAAUGCAAGCAGCCACUAUAAACAACCAGCAAGUCGUCUACUCUUCUUGGGACUACAUUUGCACUAUCAAUAAUGAUCGUCAAGAAGCUGAAUUUGUAUAUCCUGAUUCAGUCACCAGUGAACUCGCCACUAGAAUCAUGGACCUGUCUGAGACUCAGCAGACAAAUGACACAAAGUACCUGACUUGCAGCAUUAAUAGCAGUCCUGUCUUGGUAACGCUUACCAAUGUUAUGUCAAGCAACGACAGUAACAUUAAGGUUACGUUUUGUUACGUUGUUGGAAACAAUACGCUACCAGUUCAUUUUAAACGCGCCCCUACUGGCCAUAUCAUCAAAGCAGCCAUAUCUGAAGCGCCUUUCAAUAUGGUGUAUAAAGAUCGAUAUGGCACAAGCCAAGUUAAGCAAACACUAGCCUUGGUGAUCUGUACCAAUAUUGCAGAGCAGCUAGCACUAUUGACUUUCGAUAACGCGAAUAGCUGCUUAACAGCACAAAGAGUAGAACAACUGAGAAACAACUCCAUUCCGUCAUCAGCAGUUGUUUCAACCGUUCAUAUGUUAGAAGCAAACAAAGAAGCGAAUCGAAAGAGCCACUCUGAUCCAAGAAUUCUGUUAGGUUUUACAUCUGGACAUCUUUUGAUGUACCGCGUUCGUACUCAGGUUUACACGUACAAUGCUCCCCGUGUUAGAGAUCCAGUCGAUCUCUCUGAAUUUGUUGAAUUUAAAAACCGUAAAGUCUUUGAAUCCCUUUCGAAUACCUCACUUAUCAUCACUAAUUAUUGUAAUACGAUCAUUUUUUUCUUCGAUUUUUUUCUUACAGAGCCUGUUGAUCAUAUAGCUUGUACUAGAACAUCCAACAACUUCAAGGUCUUCGUUACUAUCUCGCAGAAUGGUGGCAACGAAAUGGAAAAUAAUGCUAAUCAUGACGAUAGGAAGUCUUAUGUUCGGCUCGUAGAAGUUUAUGCUGACAACUUGAAGAAAAAUUUAGGACUCAUAUCACCUAAUGCUUACGGAUCUGCAACCGACCCAUUGAUUGAUCAGAUUGUUGCAAUUGACUUUGCUUUGGUUCGCAAGAUAUCUAGUAUGGAUAGAACACACUUGUUCUUACUCAUAAUAAAUUCAUCUCAUUAUUUCCUUGAUAUUUGGACUGCUGGCUUUGACAACAGUACAAAAUUUUCCUUACUUCGACAAGUUUCUCGUCUUUCCAUCCCUAAGAAGACAUGUUAUGAGAUGGUGCUCAAGACUUUAAAGAAAGAUAAUAAUGGAAACUCGUCAUCUUUAUUCAUGUUUGAUAUGAAGGGCUUUUUACAAACGAACGGCAGCAGUGUUAUUUAUGAUACGAUUAUCCAAUAUUAUAUAUCGCAUGCGCACCAGUCAUUAAUGAAACACCACCAAGCCCAUCACGACAAUGUUGAAGCUGAAAACAAAAGAAUAGCAUCCGCACCUCUGGAAAGUCAUCGCCCAUUAAAACGGCAAAGAAGACACAGUAGUGACUCUACACAUGAAUCAGUAGUAGAAGAACAUGUUAGCGCAGUAUGCACCAACAGUGACAAAAUUGAACGCAAGAGGGCAGCACCCACAUCGUUUGAAAACAUUUGUACAGUUAAACGACAAAAAAGAUAUAGUAGUUCAUCAUCUGUCGACAAUUCACCACCACCUCAACUCAGUCCUCCUCCGUCAGCAUUAUAUCUCAAUUCAGAUGAAAAUGUUGCAUCCGCUCAGUUGCAACAGCAACAUUUACAAGUAUCUGCUGAACUUCAAGGUGAUGUUGACAAUAAAGAAGAAGAAAUGCAUGAUUGUCAAGAUGAUGAUUGUAACACCGUCGAUUCAGCAGCAUAUCUCAGUGCAGAUGAAGGUAUAUUCGCUCAGUUGCAACAGCAACAUUUACAAGCAUCUACUGAACUUCAAGAUGAUGUUGACAAUAACGAAGAAGAAAUGCUUGACUCCCAAGUUGAUGAUUGUACCUCCGAGUACUCUGACGGAGAUGAAUCGGUAUAUUAUGAUGCUGAUGACAAGUUUUCUAACGAUGACAAUGAACCAGUUAUAUCCAACGUAUUUGAUGCCAUUCAUAAUGAUCAAGAUGUACCAAACGAACCAUAUACCGUAUUGGGAGAUGAAAGUCUUACAAACGGUAUCGAAAGCUGUGGACAAAUGUUACUUCAAUACAGCGGUGGACCUGAAAAAGCAAGAGAUUUGACUAGUUCUGAAAUAAAAGGCUUUGGACAGUAUUGCUGGGAUCAGCCAUCCAUCAAAUUUAGAUUUUACUUAUUGUUGCUUUUAAUGGAUCGACAAGUCGAAGAUGAACUCAAAACUGAAAUAGUGUAUAUUGUUCGAUCUAUACUACUUUCACGCGAAGUCGACACUUUGUCAGCUGUUCAAAAAAACUACUGCUUGAACUUGUACCGAAGAUAUAUGAAAGAAGUUCAUCCAACAGUUGCUUAUAGAGUGAUGAAAGCUGUUGAAUGGCCUGAAGAACAUCACUCCAGGUUUAUUUGCCAGGCGUGGUUGUUGCCAACUGUAAAUCUGGGUAUUACAGUAGAGAUAGUAGCCCUAAUACUCUUCGGUUUCGUAGAAGAUAACGUUGCAGAUUCUUGGUUGGUCGGAGUGGUCUUCUGCUGGCAUAUGACUUACUAUCGGUAUCCACUGAGGUUUUUGUAA
This is a messenger RNA of Mycotypha africana, 2787 nucleotides long. RefSeq lists its product as uncharacterized. Lineage: Eukaryota; Fungi; Mucoromycota; Mucoromycetes; Mucorales; Mycotyphaceae. The transcript is spliced from 5 exons. Bases 136 to 2787 code for a protein of 883 amino acids. The record is from RefSeq and is a predicted model, not a curated record.